Molecule: messenger RNA, 1664 nt
Organism: Rubroshorea leprosula
Lineage: Eukaryota; Viridiplantae; Streptophyta; Magnoliopsida; Malvales; Dipterocarpaceae
Source: the annotation of a GenBank genome assembly
CUGGGCUAGUUGUGUGAGAGGCUGGUCUUUUUCGCUUCGUUUCUUCUUUGCAUCUUUAUAGCAGUAAACACCCUUGGCAGCAUGCUUAGAAAUUUGUGGCAGCAACUUGACAAUCAACGGCAGCAUGAAAUCUGAAACAAACUGAUUAUUCUGUUGAUUCUACCAAUUAUUCUCUUGGAAGCAAGUAAUAACACGCUUCGUUUCACACAUAACUCCAAGAGACACCCAGAAGAGCCAUCUGUAUUCCAUAGAAAUGGCUGCUGCUUCUUCUUCGUCGGCGACAGAGGAGGAGCUGACACUGACGGUAAAGUGGAGCGGCAAAGAAUACACUGUCCGAGUCUGCGGCGACGACUCGGUGGCAGAGUUGAAGCGCAGAAUCUGCGAACUCACUAACGUUCUCCCCAAACGACAGAAGCUUCUCUACCCGAAAAUUGGCAACAAGCUCUCCGAUGACGCCGUCCUGCUCUCUUCUCUCCCCCUCAAAUCAUCUCUCAAGAUGACCAUGAUCGGUACUAUUGAGGAGGACAUAAUUGUGGAUCCAGUGGAUUCUCCAGAGGUUAUUGAUGACUUUGAAAUUGGACAAGAUGAAGCUGUUGACAUUAAAGAUAAAGAGGUCAAUAAGCAGAAAUUAAAGAGACGUAUAGAUCAAUACAAGAUUGAACUUAGAACUCCAUGCCGGCCUGGAAAGAAACUGCUUGUUUUGGAUAUUGACUAUACUUUAUUUGAUCACCGGUCCACAGCAGAGAAUCCCCUUCAACUCAUGAGGCCUUAUCUUCAUGAGUUUCUUACAGCUGCUUAUGCUGAGUAUGAUAUCGUGAUAUGGUCUGCAACAAGCAUGAAAUGGAUUGAAUUGAAGAUGGGACAGCUAGGAGUACUCAACAGCUCUAACUACAAAAUCACAGCACUUCUGGACCAUUUAGCAAUGAUCACAGUUCAAUCAGAUUCUCAUAGAAUCUUUGAUUGCAAACCACUUGGUUUGAUUUGGGCUCAUUUUCCUCAGUUUUACAAUCCAAAGAACACUAUAAUGUUUGAUGAUCUGAGAAGAAAUUUUGUGAUGAACCCACAGAAUGGUUUGACAAUCAAACCAUUCCGGAAGGCUCAUGCAAACAGAGACACUGACCAAGAGCUUGUAAAGCUCACGCAAUACUUGUUAGCCAUUGCCGAACUUGAUGACUUGAGCUCCCUUGACCACAAUAACUGGCAGUCAUUCACCGAGGACAAUGCCAAAAGACGUCGCCAUGCAUGAGUAACAGUGACAGUAUCUGCUUUUUCAAGGGGACGGAGAUAUCUGGUUGUAAUAUGGUUAACUGUCUUUGCAGCCAUGACUCAAACCUUGAUUUCGAAUUUUCCUUUGGCAUUGAGCGCGGAUGCAGUAUUCCGUUUAUGUAUAAUUAUUUUAUCAUGAAAAGCUGGAUUUGUGCUGUUUUAUGGUAGAAUUAUUGGGGAUUGACAAUGGUGUUUCUAAGAAGGGAAUUUUCGUUUGGAAUAAAGUUUUCUAGUACCAGUAGAGCUCUCUGUUCCUGUUUCAUCUUAACAUUUGGGAACCAAGCCCAUGCGGCUAGUUGGUUCACCCCUCAGCCUAAGAGCUUUGGGGCAUGAUGGUGGGAAUUCAACCUCUCUGAUUAUUUGUGAAGAAUACUCCCUUUCCCCCAGCAUCCUUGUAA